Thlaspi arvense is the source of this 998-nucleotide messenger RNA. The record is from the annotation of a GenBank genome assembly. Lineage: Eukaryota; Viridiplantae; Streptophyta; Magnoliopsida; Brassicales; Brassicaceae.
AACUCACACACAAACAAAAAAAAAUAGAAUAAGGAUGGGUUUCAUUGGUAAGAGUGUUUUGUUAACUCUCUUAUCACUUUGCUGCUUCACUUCCUCUGUUUUCACUACAGCUCUUCCUCCGAUCAAACUACCAUCACUCGCACCGGCCAAAGCUCCGAUCAAACUACCAACUCUCCCACCGGCCAAAUCUCCGAUCAAACUACCGACUCUUCCACCGGCCAAAGCUCCGAUUAAGCUACCAACUCUCCCACCGGCUAAAGCUCCGAUCAAGUUACCAACUCUCCCACCGGCUAAAGCCCCGAUCAAGCCUCCGGUUUUCCCACCGGUUUACCCUCCUAAGUUCAUCAGGACUCUAGUGGCCGUGCGGGGAGUGGUCUACUGCAAAGCCUGCAAGUACGCCGGCGUAAACAACCUCGAAGGCGCCAAACCCGUUAAAGAUGCGGUGGUGAGACUUUUGUGCAAGAACAAGAAGAACUCGAUAUCGGAGACAAAGACAGACAAGAACGGAUACUUCUUGCUCUACGCCCCCAAGACGGUGACCAACUACGCCAUCAAAAACUGCCGAGCUUACCUCGUGAAGUCACCGGACGCCAAAUGCAGCAAAGUGUCGAAGCUCCACGGUGGAUACAUGGGCUCCGUUCUAAAGCCGGUCGUGAAACCGGAAAAUUCCACCAUCAUCUUCAACAAGCUCACGUACGGUCUUUUCACCGUUGGUCCAUUCGCAUUCGAGCCUGUUUGCCCCAAAUGAGAUGGUUUUCAUAAUAUAGCUAGUUAAACUUUUAUUAUGCUGAUUGAGCACACAGUUUAGUGAUUGUGUUUAAAUAAUGUAUCAGCUUGGGUUCUCUUUAUAUGGGCUUUUGUGUUAUUAGUGUGUCUUUCAAAUUAUAUUUCUUUGAAUAAAAAACAGUAACGUUUACAUAUGAACUUAUAUCUCUCUUUGAGAGUUUGACUAUCUAUUGUGGCCCGAACUUAUAUCUCUCUUUGAGAGUUUGACUAUC